AUGUCUCUCAACAUUUCCUCCUUCAACAAUGCUAGUACCACGAGCAUCUGGUCGGCAAUGGAGCACUUAAACUACAAUGACAAUGAAUUCUUUGAGCAGGGUGUCGCGGCCUUGACGACAGCCUUGCAAUCCCGUUUGAGCAGCCUUUUAUUCCUCAUCGUGAGCCUGAUAUGGACUCAAAUCCAGCACAAGAUUAUUUUAGUUCUGACAGAAUUAAAGGAGCAAAUCAUAUACCUUUGGACCCAGAGAAAUCGUAGCCGAGGCGCUCAAUCUAAGAGCCGAGAUGGAGAUACGGCCCAGUACGAAAUUAAAACUUGGAGGGAUAUACCUUUCCUCGCAGUCUUGUUUGUUUGGCUCAUGCAUAUGGCCAUGUAUCCUGUCUAUGCCGAGUCCGAUCAAACUCAAUCAUCUAGAUUGAGGGAUGCUGGGGAACUACUCAUCAGUUCGAUUCCGCUUCUUCUGCCCCGUUCGUUCUACUCAGGCUGGCCUAUUCUAUCCAAGUUCUUCAUCAUGCUCUGGGGCAAGCUCUGGGUUUCAGAUGUCAACAUGGCCAUCGUGUUCAUAGGUAUGUAUUCCAUACUCUCCAUCUCCCCGUGA
Trichoderma harzianum CBS 226.95 is the source of this 597-nucleotide messenger RNA. RefSeq lists its product as hypothetical. The coding region runs from base 1 to 597 and encodes 198 amino acids. NCBI's taxonomy places the organism in Eukaryota, Fungi, Ascomycota, Sordariomycetes, Hypocreales, Hypocreaceae. The record is from RefSeq and is a predicted model, not a curated record. The transcript has a single exon.